AGCGCUGAUCCCGUCACGGCCAUCCUUUCUCCGUUCACCCCUUCAAACAAUGUUAUCUAUAUUCUGCGCGGCUCUAAAUCACUCAUCUACCGCUAAACGUAAGGCUUUGGAUUGAUUCUACCAUCUACAGUUUGCCAUGGCGACGGUGGUGAUGGAGCAGAUCGGUCGCCUGUUCAUCAACGCGCAGCAGCUGCGUCAGAUCCCUCAGCUCCUGGAGUCGGCCUUCCCCACGCUGCCUUGCACCGUGAAGGUGUCUGAUGUUCCCUGGGUGUUCCGCGAGCGCCACAUCCUCACCGGCUACAGACAGCCGGACCAAAGCUGGCGCUACUACUUCCUCACCCUCUUCCAAAGGCACAAUGAGACCCUCAAUGUGUGGACUCAUCUGCUGGCUGCCUUCAUCAUCUUGGUGAAGUGGCAGGAGAUCUCAGAGACGGUGGAUUUUUUGCGAGACCCUCAUGCCCAGCCCCUCUUCAUCGUCCUCCUGGCAGCCUUCACCUACCUCUCCUUCAGCGCUCUCGCUCACCUCCUCUCUGCCAAGUCCGAGCUCUCCUACUACACCUUCUACUUCCUCGACUACGUGGGGGUCGCCGUCUACCAGUAUGGCAGCGCCCUGGCCCACUACUACUACGCCAUAGAGAAAGAGUGGCACACGAAAGUGCAAGGGCUCUUCCUCCCCGCUGCAGCAUUCUUGGCCUGGCUUACUUGCUUCGGCUGCUGCUAUGGCAAAUAUGCGAGUCCCGAGCUGCCCAAGUUAGCCCACAAGCUCUUCCAAGUGGUGCCCUCAGCCUUGGCUUACUGUUUAGACAUAAGCCCCGUGGUUCACCGCAUCUACAGCUGCUACCAGGAAGGCUGCUCCGACCCUGUUGUGGCGUACCACUUCUACCACGUGCUCUUUUUCUUAAUCGGCGCCUAUUUCUUCUGCUGCCCUCACCCAGAGAGUUUGUUCCCUGGGAAGUGUGACUUCAUCGGGCAGGGCCACCAGCUCUUUCACGUGUUCGUGGUGGUGUGCACCCUGACGCAGGUGGAAGCGCUGCGAACAGACUUCACGGAGCGCCGGCCCUUCUACGAGCGUCUCCACGGCGACCUUGCACACGACGCCGUUGCACUCUUCAUCUUCACUGCCUGCUGCAGCGCCCUCACCGCUUUUUAUGUGCGCCAGCGUGUACGUGCCUCUCUACACGAGAAGGAGGAGUAAGAUUUGAAACGAGUAAAAAAAAAAAGAAAAAGAGACGAGUGUAAUUUAUUUUCCACUGUAGUGACCAUUAAUUAUAUUAAAGUCAUUGUUUUUUCUCAUUGAACAUUAUUCGUUUGUGACGGUGACUUAUGGUUAUUUCUUCUAUAUGUGAUCUGCCAAACUACAGUGGGCAAAAAAAAAGAAAAAGCGAUGAAGGGUUUUUAUGACUUACAAUGAGGAAGGGGAAUUUUAUGACUGAUCUGUAGCAGUACAGGUAGUAUUUAAACACUGAAACAAGUCCUUGCAUCUUUGUUCCGCUCUUUUAUUUGUCUGCAAGGUUGUUUUUAGUCAUAGUUUGAAGAAAUGUGGUUUUACUUUCACCGUGCAAAAAUAUACUGUCUGUCAAGGUGUGCAGAAGAGUUACGAGACAAGUUUCUUAAGAUGCCUUUUAGUCAAUUGUGUUUAGAAUAAUCUGACUGUAUAAUCAAAUUGUAGCAUUUCAAAUCAAGCAAGCAUUUAUUUUUACAAUUUAUGCUCCCAUAACACUUUGUGCAUCGCAGUCAGAUACCAAUUCCAGCCCAAUUGGAUUUGGAUUGGCUUUCCGACACUUCAUGUUUUUUUCCUUUGGAUUCUGCCCCUCUCGUCAGGGAUCAAAGCAGAGACUUAUUUCUCAAUUUAUCAAAGCGCUGACACUGUGCCACACAAAUGUUUGAGCAUAUUCUGCGAAAGUUGGGAACCCAAUUUAAAAACCAAAUAUUGUGCCUCCUUUUCUUUUUACAAAAAAGGAGAUUUUUUUCUUUGGGUGAUGCCAUUCUGUCGGAUUAUGUUAAAAAUGAGGCUGGCACUCAGUAUUGGUUAAAGGAUAGAUGGAAGAUUACUGAUGUCUCUUUGUUGUCGUGACAAUGUUAGCUGUUUUUUAUUCAAAGGGCUGGAACUUCAGCUUUGCCUUCUCACAUCCCAUGAUGUCAGUGCUUUUGCGCGCAUUGUUUUCAUUGUCGACUGAUCAGACUGGAAUCACAAAAGCCGUGUCAGACUGGUGUUCUGCUUUUGGUAUGUUUCUGUUUUUGUAUGAUGAAUAUGUAUGUGCCUCUACGCAUGUCUUUUGGUAUAUACUGUGGAUAUUAAGUGUGUGAAUGUCUAUGAAAGCUUAGCCUUGCACUCCUUUCUUACCCUGUAAAUAAGCCGUAUUUCUCUAGAGAGUCAUUUGCAUCCCAUUUUCUCUCCCCCCAGUAGUGCUCAGAACUGAAUGCAUCUUUUUUUCUGGUGGAAUACAGCUCGUUCCUAUUUUGCUGCAUCCUUUCCGAUUGCGUAUUGCGUUCAGUGUCCUCCUGCCUAUCAGACUUUAAUGGCCAUGAAUACAUCAUUUCACACUGCUGCACUCUUACACUGAAGAGUCCCUUUGUUUCGUUUUUUCUCUUUUGUCUGAUGACUUUUGUUAUAAAAAAUAUCUCACAGAUAUGGCUCACUGAUAAUGUUGCUUAGAUUUUUAUCUCACGAAAUCUUAAAUGUCAGAAAUGAUAUUCAUUAGAGCACUCUCUGUUCAUGAUGGUGUUUAAUGUGCCAAUGAAUCUGUUAUUGCUUCAGCGAUGGUACUAAUGAAAGAUGAGUUCAGAGACCGAGUGUCAGAACUGACAAGUUGAUUUUAAAUGUCUUGACCUGACUGCAAACAUGUGACUGGUGAGAUUUUAUCCCCUAAAUAUGAACCUUCUGACUGUUGACUUUGGCAUUACUGACCUGGUCUCAUCGUGCACUGCCUGAAUCAACACUGUAUAUACUGUAGCUGACAACACUGGCUAUGUUUACAUGCAUGGAGAUAUCUGCUGUUAAUGUGGUUAUUCUGGUUUUGUGUUGACUCUUGGAAAUGUCAUAAUUCUGAAAAACAUGGGGGAAACCUGUACUCUGUCUCGGAGAAACCUGUGCAAGACACCUCCCGUGCUGUGUACGAUUAUACACCAAUCAGCCGCAACAUUAAACCCGCCUGCCUAAUGUUGUGUGGCUCUCCCUCGAGCCGCCAAGGCAGCUCUGACCCAUCGAGGCAUGGACACUGGGUCUCUGGGGGUGUCCUGUGGUGUGUGUGAUGCCAGGACGUUGGCGGUGGGUUCUUUGGGUCCUCUGCAUAGUGGGUUGGGGCCUCCGUUGGACGUGUUCUGGCUCAUCCCAACAGAUCAGAUCAAGAUCUGGUGAUGCAAUCGGGGAAGGCUGUUGACAUGAGAGGGUGUAAUCAGGCAGCGUUUUGGUGGGUUAUGGGUGUCAAAGUAACAUCCACGUGAAUGCCAGACAUUGUAAUGAGAUGAUCAAUGUUAUUCCCUUCCCCUGUCAGUGGUUUUUAUGUUGUGGCUGAUUAGUGUAAAUUGGUUGGCAACAAGGUUGAGGCUCUCAUGCCCAAGACUAGUUUUGUACAUGUAGUGUAACAAAAAGGCUUCACUCUAGGCUAAUGAUAUCCAUUUGGCAAGUGAAGCCUACAGUGUAAGCCUCUCACCAGCCCUGCCUGUGACAUGAGUUUAUUGUCCUGACCAUCAAAAAGGACCCAAACUGUUCCUACUGGGAUUAUAAUUUCUUCCCCAUGUGAUAGAGGUAGCCCAGCUCUUAGUUCAAACAGGGAGGGAGCAGCUGGAAAGUGACCACAAAUGAAGAUGUUGCAACAUCGACACUAAAGACAUGCAACCUGAAUAAGAUCUUUACUGGAAUAUAGCCAGCACUCUUUACUGCAUAGGUGAAUCUGUGUGUAAACGUAGCCUCUGAUGCCACCCAAGGUUUCCCUUUAUCCCUUUAUGAAGCAGGGUGAGAGGGACCAGAAUGUCUCCUGCCUCUGAAAAAAUAUGUGUGACUGACUGUACUAAUAUUCUGUGGUAUUUAAGAAAAUAAAGU
Molecule: messenger RNA, 4042 nt
Organism: Chelmon rostratus (copperband butterflyfish)
Lineage: Eukaryota; Metazoa; Chordata; Actinopteri; Chaetodontiformes; Chaetodontidae
Gene: paqr7b
Product: progestin and adipoQ receptor family member VII, b
Exons: 2
Coding region: 137-1195 (352 amino acids)
Biological process (GO): response to steroid hormone
Cellular component (GO): plasma membrane
Molecular function (GO): steroid binding; nuclear steroid receptor activity
Source: RefSeq, a predicted model, not a curated record